Diutina rugosa is the source of this 501-nucleotide messenger RNA. RefSeq names its product signal peptidase complex subunit (gene SPC2). The transcript is spliced from 2 exons. Bases 1 to 501 code for a protein of 166 amino acids. Gene Ontology annotation, cellular component: membrane; signal peptidase complex. Gene Ontology annotation, biological process: protein targeting to ER. The record is from RefSeq and is a predicted model, not a curated record. Lineage: Eukaryota; Fungi; Ascomycota; Pichiomycetes; Serinales; Debaryomycetaceae.
AUGCUCUUGGUCUCCAUCAAGGAUCUUCGGGAGACCACCGAAUUGGAGUUGCCGGUGGUGUUGACGCAAUUGGGGUACGACGAAAUCUUCUGGCUCACCGACUUGAAGAUCGCCGCUGGCUACGGCACCGUCGUGCUUGCCGGGCUCAUGUACUGGUUGGAGAAGAAAUACAAGUUCAAGGACGUCUACUUGAUCAACGCCGCCUUGAUCGCCGUGUACUUCUUGUUGCUGGCGCUCAUGUGGUUCUUUUCCAACUUCAGCUACGCCAACAUCAAAUAUAUCGGCAAAAAUAAGGCCGGGGACAAGUUGACCAUCAAGGGGUGGACCGACAAGUACGAGCCGGUGUACUACGUCAAGAUUACCUCCGAGCCUAAACAGGGCCCGCCGAAGCUGGCUGACGGCUACUUACCGUUCGAAAAGCUCUUUGAUGGUAUGGGCUACAUCAACCGAGACGCCUUGGUCAGCCUUGUUGAGACCGAGUUGGCUAAGCUCAAGAAAUAG